AACUGCUCUCUUGCAGUGCUUCUGCUGGCAUGAUCACAUGAAACAGGACGUUCUGUCCGGAACAGGCUUACCUGUGGAAAGUGUGUGUUUUAAAAAGAUGAAAUACACUCUAGGAUUGAUUCAAAAACAGUUGAAAUGCAGAGUCAUUAAAAGCGUGUCAGCCAAACAAUGGACGUCAUCUUCUGAAUGAUCAAUGGAAUAGACUUUCUAUGAUGAGAAACGCCUUAUUCCCCUCUUCUUCGAAGUGGAUCAUUUCCUGUCCAUCAGUGCUGGGUUGGAUCUAGCAAUUGGGGAUAUGGCUGUAUGAUUGUGUCUCUAUCCACAUUUCUCUUGGAACCACCAACAAACAUGUCUGAGCUUCCAUCAGCUGCACAUCCAAAGAGGCCUUUGCAGGGAUCUCAGCAUUGGAUGUGUCUCCCGUUACACAGCGGUGAGCAAAGUAACAAGGCUUUCACCUCUGAGUCCCCAUCAUCACCAUCAUCGACUUCGCUACUGUAUGAAAGAGGUGAAAUGUCACCAGACUCUAUACGUAGCUUGAGUAGUCUGAGCAGUGCCAGAACAGAUAGUCCUCUGGAUGUGGACAUGCCAGAGGUGGAGAUGGGAAAAGCAAAAGCCAGCAGUGAUGAUUCAGGCAUACAGAGCCCAGAAUGCAGACCAGACUACAGUGAGGACAAUGACAAUUCUGUGUCUGUCUAUCUGGAUGCUAAUGAAGACUGUUGGAGUGACAAUGACAACCAUGAUGUCACUUUGGUGGUAACACAGAAGGUUGGUCAAAGUGAUGGUGAUGAUACAUUCUUGUGCUCUUCAGAAAAUGGGGGUGAUGAUGAUGACACUGAAGAGGAAGAGGACACUUUCCUUUCUUUACCCUCAGUAGAAUUAAUAAUGAAGUGCCAAGUUGUUGUUUCUGCUCUGGAAGUCUCCACCAGCUCUGAAGUGCCAAACUGUGUUUUACCUGACAUUUCUGAAGGCCGACCAGCAGAAGUGCCUAACAUGGUUGUGGUGAAUAAAACCCAGAGGGAAGUAGUCUCUGUUGAGUUGUCCUCAGCCAUUCGAGAAACUGACAUUGUGAAUAAGACAGUGGUGUCCUCUCAAAAUACUCCCAUAACAGAUAGCAGAAUCACAACAUCUUCUCGCACAUCUAUCUCAAAAGCAGACAACCUGCCAAAGAAAACAGCAGAAAAGACCAGUGAUCUGGAAGGACGUGUUCUUGCCAAGCCUCCUACAAGGGCUGUUUUGACCAAAGCCACAAAACCUGAGGCGAAGAGGUUCCACAGGCCAGACCUGAGGAACGUGAAGGCCAAAAUCAUCUCCAGGGCUGCUUCUGCGCCAAGAUCAGCCAAUCCCGCAAAAACAAACACUAACGUUAAUCAGUCCACUUCAGGGAGUGUGAAGGUUCAUGCUAGUAGGAAGGUGGAAAAUAAAGCUGUUGGACAAAGAAGCAGAUCAUCAUCAAACCAUACAAGAGGGAAUGAAACGAUGGUGAACAAUGGCAGUCAAGAGAAAGAGGUGAACACUUUAUCCUUGCCAACACAAGGGGAAGAAACAAUGAAGUCAGAAUCUCCUCCUUCAAUAGAUUUUAAAGAAGGAGAACCUCAACUUGAGAAAGAAGCAGGGGAAGAAAGCUCUAAAAGCACCAGCAAGACUGUGUCUUCCAAGUUGGGACCAUCUCUGGGGACUAAUAGGACAUCCACCUCUGGACCCCCAGAAACCAGACUGAAGCCCUCUAACCGAGAAACCCGACCCACAGGUAGUCUGGGUCCACUGGGAGGCCGAUCGGUUCAGCCGGCUGGUAUUCCCAGGAUGCGAAGCACAGACAGGUCCGCAGUACCCUGCAGCCCCUCUUCUGUUUCCAGCCCAUCUUGUAAGGGUCCUCAGAAAGCUGCCUCUUCCAAACUGCCUGUCAAAGGCCUACCCACAAGCCCCAGCUCCUCAUCACUGGGAAGUACAAUCAGCGAAAGCAACAAUAUUGCUGUAAACAAAGUUCCGGCUGAAGGGAUAAAGAGUGAGGAUAAGUCUAUCAAACAAUCACCGGCAUUCCAGAUACAAGGAAAGUCUCUAGUUAGCAAACCUGUAUCAGGUCACCGCAGCAGAGCAAGCUCCACGCCGUCUAAACCAGUGGCAGGGCUAAAGGCCCCAGCUGUGACCAGCCACAUGACAGCUAAGACUAACCAGAAUCCUUUGCAACGCAGUGGAUCUGCACGACUUAUUCGCUCAUCAUCAGUAGCAGGCCCUGGAUGUCGCUCACUCGGUGCAGCAGACUGGCCGCUUUCUGUCUUUCUUUCCAGCCCUGCUUGGAUAGUGGACAAGAGCUCCAAGGGGCCCACAGCUGCAGGGGCAACAGCUGGACGGACACAGCAGCACAGCCCGGCUAGUCAAGGAGGAGUGACGGAGGAAGAGGACGAGAGAGGUCUUCAUCUUCAAAAUGAGAAGAAGAGCCAAUGCAUCCUGCACCUCCGUAAACUCAUCGCUGACGGCAAUCGCCGCCUGGAGGCUCUCGCCCUGGUUGUGCAGCACAUCUUCAGUGAGCGUGAGGCGGCAAUCAAACAGAGGGAAGAAUUUUGCAUCCAAAUCAACAAACUGCAAGAGCAAUUGGGUAACUCUGUCUCGUGUUGUGAGCAGUUGGAGAAAGAGAAGGAAGAGGUGCGUGCAUCUUUGGAGGCAUUGUUUCAGAAACUACAGGAGCAGCAUCAGAAAGAACUACAGCAGCUGGAGGAAAGACUGAAGGACUUCUACUCCGCAGAAUGGGACAAGACCCACGUGGCCUAUCAAAGGGAGGCGGAUAAAUGCAGGGCCUUCAUGCAGCAGCAGGUGGAGGAUGUGAGGAACAAACAAGAAGCACUGAGGAACCAACAGGAAGUGGCACACACUCAGCAGAUAUCAACACUGAAACGGGAACAUGAGACGUCUCUUGCAGAGCUCAGGAAGAUUCAUGAAUUGGACAUACAAGACCUUGAUAAAACACUCAAAGAGUCUGAAGCCAUGCUCAAUGAAAAAAUUCAGACUUUGACAGCAGAAAACGAGGCUUUGAAAGAAAGAAUCAGAGAAGAGGAGGAACGGAGAAGAGCUCUGGCAGACAAAAGCCUGAAGGACGCUCACACGCUGUAUUUGGAACAGGAGCUAGAGAGUCUCAGAGCCGUGCUGGAAAUAAAGACCAACCAGAUACACCAGCAAGACAAGAAACUUAUGCAGAUGGACAAACUGGUUGACGAAAAUUUGAAACUAGAAGAGUGUUUAAAGAAAGUCCAGCAGGAGAACGAGGACUACAAGGCUAGGAUGGACAAACAUGCUGCACUUUCAAAGCAGCUCUCCACAGAGCAGGCCAUGCUUCAGCAGACCCUACAGAAAGAGUCAAAGGUCAACAAACGGUUAUCUAUGGAGAACGAGGAGUUGCUGUGGAAACUACACAACGGGGACCUUUGCAGCCCUCGACGUCUCUCCCCCUCGCCCCCCUUCCACUCGCCCCAAAACUCUGCCUCCUUCUCCACAACUCCAGUAUCACCCAGAUAACCUCUGAGCUCUGACCACACUCACUCAGAGGCACCUAUGGGCCUUUUGACCAUUUCUAUUCCUAUAAUAGGACUUGUACAGUUUGUAAAGACUUGUAAAGUUUAUAAAUGAUCCCUCUACAGUUAAAGACAAUGAUGCACAGUUGCACUUCUUGAUCAAGGAAUUGCCUUGUUUAGUUACCUGCUUAUUUGUUAUUUAAUGUCUGUCUCUCCCUCACUUUUUUUUCCCCCUUUAAUCUCGAACAUACACCACAUUUUCUCUGAGGAGGGAACAUACCUCAGGGAUUGUACAAAGAGUAUCUCUUCCUUGGACUGCCAUUUUCUGUUACUUUUAUCCUUUUUUUAAUUAAAAUGGUCUGUGCAUAGUAAGUAAAAGAUGUAAAGCUGUCCUUUUGUUUGUAUGCUUACGAUAACAAUAUAUGAUAUUUGCAAAAA
This is a messenger RNA of Carassius carassius (crucian carp), 3941 nucleotides long. RefSeq names its product microtubule associated tumor suppressor 1b (gene mtus1b). NCBI's taxonomy places the organism in Eukaryota, Metazoa, Chordata, Actinopteri, Cypriniformes, Cyprinidae. The transcript is spliced from 16 exons. The coding region runs from base 304 to 3507 and encodes 1067 amino acids. Gene Ontology annotation, molecular function: microtubule binding. Gene Ontology annotation, cellular component: cytoplasm; nucleus. The record is from RefSeq and is a predicted model, not a curated record.